UUUUUAUUUAAGCUUUUCAUUACUUCGUUACAUACUACUGUAAUUAUAUAUAUUUGACUUCAUAUUCUUUCAUUUAUUCAACUGGUUGGUAUACUUACUGUAAAUCAUUAUCUAGAUAAUCAUUAAUAUAUACAAUUCUAUAAUUGAUCAUGAGGUUAUUGACUAUAUCAUUAAUAUCAACCCUAUUUUCAAUAUUUUCUCCAGUAUUAGCAGAUUGUAACCCUCUCACAACUUCUGGAUGUCCAGCUGAUCCAGCAUUGGGUACCUCAUUUCGAGCUGAUUUUCAACUGCUGAUUGGUAAUUACUUUCAAGUUGAUGAUACUCCAGGUUCAGCAACUUUCGGAUCUAAUGGUCUAACUCUUACCAUCAAUAAAAGAUUGGAUAACCCUUCAAUAUCUUCAAAAUUUUAUAUAAUGUUCGGGAAAGUUGAAGUUAUAAUGAAAGCAGGUGAAGGUCAAGGUAUCAUAUCUUCAUUCUUUUUACAAUCUGAUGAUUUAGAUGAAAUUGAUAUCGAAUUAUUCGGUGGUGAUGCUUAUCAAUUUCAAACUAAUUAUUUCAUUAAGGGUAAUACUGCUACUUAUGAUCGUGGAGAAUAUCAAUCUACUCCUUCAAGUCCUUUGGAGAACUUCUACACUUAUACCAUUGAUUGGACUGAAGAAUCUUUAACUUGGUACCUUAAUGGUAAUGCUGUAAGAACUUUGACUCCAGACAAUCCACAAGGUUACCCUCAAAGUCCAAUGAGAAUCUUUGCUGGUAUCUGGGCUGGUGGAGAUCCAUCUAAUCCAGAAGGUACAAUUGAAUGGGCUGGUGGUCUCACUAAUUAUGCAGAUCUUCCUUUCUCAAUGUAUAUUCAAUCUAUUAUAGUGUCUGACUAUUCUACUGGUAGUCUGUACUCUUAUGAUGGUACAUCUGGUACUUGGCAAUCUAUUGUGUCUAAUGGUGGUAAAGUGUAUGGAAAUUAUCAGCAAGCCCAAUCUGACUUUCAAACUUUACAGAAUGGUGGUUCAGUUGAUACAAAAGAUAUUUCGGCUGCCAGUUCAGGCUCAACAUCGAGUACAAGUUCUUCAACAUCAAGUUCAAGUUCAAGCUCAAGCUCAAGCUCUUCUUCGAGUACUUCAUCAACUUCGAGCUCAACUUCCACACCAACCACCUCUUCUACUUCAUCUACUUCCUCCUCUAUUUCAUCAGAGACUUCCGCAAAAUCAAGUUCAUCAACUAUCAUAUCAUCCACUUCGGAAACAAGUUCUGUUGAAUUAUCUUCAUCAGUAGCAGCAGACAGUCAAUCAGUAUCAGUAUCAGUUUCAGAAGCUUCAACACAACUGAGUACUUCAUCUGCUUCUUCUUCAUCCACAACAUCAGUAGGAACUGCUAGUGAAAAUGCAGCAGAUUCUCCAUUCACGGCAUCUUCACCUUUCCUUGCCUUAAUAUUUAUGAUAGCUUCGUUAUUAUAAGUGUGUAAUCUGCUUUUCGCGCUACCAAUAUCACACUUCUACAGUACAUAGAUUUAUUUUUAAAUAGACGAACAAAUAAACAUAAAGUAAGAAUAAAACUUCGGG
Messenger RNA from Scheffersomyces amazonensis, 1556 nucleotides. RefSeq names its product transglycosylase (gene CRH11). Gene Ontology annotation, cellular component: fungal-type cell wall. Lineage: Eukaryota; Fungi; Ascomycota; Pichiomycetes; Serinales; Debaryomycetaceae. Gene Ontology annotation, molecular function: glycosyltransferase activity; hydrolase activity, hydrolyzing O-glycosyl compounds. The transcript has a single exon. The coding region runs from base 150 to 1451 and encodes 433 amino acids. The record is from RefSeq and is a predicted model, not a curated record. Gene Ontology annotation, biological process: carbohydrate metabolic process; fungal-type cell wall organization.